AGGAAACAAAGAGAGGAAAUAAUCGACUGAAAGCCAUGGCAGCUGAUCUCGAUGUAAUGAACCUGUUCAUCAUCGCUGGGGGGACGCUGGCUAUUCCCAUUCUUGCUUUCCUGGCUUCUUUCCUUCUUUGGCCCUCUGCACUCAUUAAAGUUUAUUACUGGUACUGGAGGAGGACUCUGGGCCUGCAGGUGCGCUUCGCAGACUGUGGCGGGUAUCGCUUCUGUUACUCCUGCAGAGGAAAGCCGGGGAUGAGACCUUCUAUCCUGAUGCUGCACGGCUUCUCUGCUCACAAAGACACGUGGCUCACUGUCGUCAAGUAUCUACCAAAACAUCUGCACAUCGUGUGUGUGGACAUGCCGGGCCAUGAGGGGACGACCCGCACCAACAUGGAGGAUUACUCCAUUGAUGGUCAGGUCCAAAGGAUCCGUCAGUUUGUGCAAACAAUUCGCUUGAAUCGGAAACCGUUCCACCUGGUGGGAACCGCAAUGGGGGGAAAUGUAGCUGGAGUUUACGCAGCCUGCUUUCCCUCAGAGGUCUGCAGCAUGACCCUCAUCUGCCCCGACGGUAUACGACAUCCAUGUGAGACCAAAUUUGACAAUCAUCUGCAGGACCUGGAGCACAGCAAUUACACCCUCAGCAUCCCGCUGAUCCCCACCACACCGGAGGAGAUGGAGGACAUGUUCAGGCUGUGUUCCCAUGUUCGCUACAAAAUUCCUUAUCAGAUUCUCCAAGGACUGGUCGAUGUCCGACAGCCCCACAACACAUUUUACCAAGAGGUAUUUCUGGAGAUCAUUGGUGAGAAAUCAAGAUAUGCAUUACAGGAGCACCUGCAGCAAAUAAAAGCACCUUUACAAGUGAUAUGGGGCAAACAAGACCAGGUGGUGGAUGUGUCUGGAGCAGCGGUGAUUUCAGAGAUGUUGCCUGGAUGCAGAGUAGAUCUGCUGGAGAACUGUGGACACUCUGUUGUGAUGGAGAAACCUUGUCGGACCGCCAAACUCAUCCUGGACUUCAUCAUCCUGCAGCAAAAUGCCAGGAGUGGCACAAAGAAAUCCUGCUGAGCUGAAGACUGCUGCUUUUUAUGCUUCAUAUGUUCCACAGACGUGAUGCACAUGCAGACCCCACAAAUGUACAUUGAGGCAAUAAGC
Salarias fasciatus (jewelled blenny) is the source of this 1145-nucleotide messenger RNA. RefSeq names its product abhydrolase domain containing 6, acylglycerol lipase b (gene abhd6b). NCBI's taxonomy places the organism in Eukaryota, Metazoa, Chordata, Actinopteri, Blenniiformes, Blenniidae. The transcript is spliced from 9 exons. The coding region runs from base 36 to 1058 and encodes 340 amino acids. Gene Ontology annotation, molecular function: monoacylglycerol lipase activity. Gene Ontology annotation, cellular component: membrane; AMPA glutamate receptor complex. The record is from RefSeq and is a predicted model, not a curated record. Gene Ontology annotation, biological process: acylglycerol catabolic process.